Diaporthe batatas is the source of this 1128-nucleotide messenger RNA. RefSeq lists its product as uncharacterized. Gene Ontology annotation, molecular function: 3-beta-hydroxy-Delta5-steroid dehydrogenase (NAD+) activity. The transcript has a single exon. The record is from RefSeq and is a predicted model, not a curated record. Lineage: Eukaryota; Fungi; Ascomycota; Sordariomycetes; Diaporthales; Diaporthaceae. Gene Ontology annotation, biological process: steroid biosynthetic process. The coding region runs from base 1 to 1128 and encodes 375 amino acids.
AUGUCGAGCCAGUCUACCUCUUCGGACCUCAGUCCUAUCAUCAUCACCGGUGGAUGUGGAUUCAUCGGCUCUCAUUUGGCUGAAGGCCUGCUCGCCGAGAACCCUAAUUACCAAAUUCAUGUCAUUGAUAUCAACACUGAAAGGAAUCAGGUCCCGGGGGUUUAUUACCAUACUUGCGAUAUCACCUCUUCUGCAGACGUAGAGUCUGCCUUUGUUAAUAUCAAGCCUCAGACUGUCUUCCACGUUGCAUCACCGGACCCUCUAGUUCUGAACCCAGCUCGCUUCCGCAAUGUGAAUGUCAACGGUUCAAGAAAUCUCUUAUCUGCGGCUCAGAAGAUCAAAUCUGUGAAGGCCUUUAUCUACACCUCAACAUCCUCGGCUAUCCACGACAAUGUCAGCGAAUUGGUUGAUGCCGAUGAGUCGCUACCAGUUCUUCGAUACCCAGCCCAGAAGCGAGUGUACACUCUGACCAAAGUCGAGGCUGAAGAUGAGAUCCUUGCGGCCAACCGUCAAGGUGGAGACUCGUCUAUGUUGACAGUAUCUAUUCGCCCUGCUACUGCCUUUGGAGCCCGUGAUUUUGGCUUCUUAGGAAAGGUCAUUGCUAAAGCCCGAGCUGGGAAAGCAAAUGUGCAGAUUGGGCCGGGAAAGAACUACUAUGAUGUUACAUAUAUCUCCAACUUGGUGGAUGCGCAUCUACUCGCCGCCCACGCCCUGAUUGAUGCCUAUGGCAAGGCUGCUCUGCCUGUGGAUAAGCAGGUUGAUGGCCAGGCCUUUAUCAUUACCAACGACGAGCCAGUUCUCUUUUGGGAUUUUAACCGAGCUAUUGCCGCGUCCGUGGGUAUACCUGUGAAAAAGGAGGAUAUCAAAGUUGUCCCUUAUUGGGUUGCUAUGCUGGCGGCUACAGUGAGUGAGUGGUCAACUUGGAUCUUUUCCUUUGGCAAAAAGCAGGCCGCGAUCACCAGGGAAGCCGUUCACUUAAGCACCAUCACGCGCACACUUAAAUGCGACAAGGCUAAGCAACUGCUCGGUUACAAGCCGAAGGUGGGGGUCUAUGAAGGGCUUGAGGAAUGUAGCAAAUGGUUUCUGGAGGAAGCGAAAAAGACUGAGCAGUCCAAGAAGGCAGUCUAA